Closterium sp. Naga37s-1 is the source of this 867-nucleotide messenger RNA. The record is from the annotation of a GenBank genome assembly. Lineage: Eukaryota; Viridiplantae; Streptophyta; Zygnematophyceae; Desmidiales; Closteriaceae.
AUGCAUUAUUAUUACGUCCUUAUCGUUCUCUUUCCCUCCUACCCACUCUCGCCCUUACUCCUAACGGCCUUGUUUUAUCUUCUCUCCUUUGUCCUGCGGUCCUGCUCACCCUCUCCUUCCUCACUGUUCCUCUCCGCGCCCCAUCUCCCAACCAUCAGCAUUCACUGCAUCAGAGAAUCUGUUGCAAGCCUGCAGGGAUGGCCUCUGUUCCGCAACUCACCCAUACCUUCCUCUCUUCACCCUUCCCUGAACCUGUCCAUUCCCUUAUCCCACCCGCCCAUGCCCUCCCCCCGCCCGUCCAUGCCCGCAUCACACAGAGUGGACGGCAAGCUAGAGGAGGUGCUCAACCCCAAGAAGAAGCUCUUUGAGAAGCUGCCCCCACCUUCCCAUCCCCCAUACCCCCACCCACCUUAUACUCCCACCCACCUCUCCCACCCGCACCUGUCCAUCCCUCAUCCCAUCAGAGUGGACGGCAAGCCAGAGGAGGUGCUCAACCCUAAGAAAAAGCUCCUUAAGAAGCUACAGCCGUUUCUGCGCACGGACGGCACGGGGGUGGCCAUGUUCCAGGACACACCCAUGAUGACGUUAGCAGGGCCAUGCACAUCCACGGUUCAGGAACAACCUGCGCCUGAGCACUUCUCUCCGCAGCCGCAGCUAGCGCCAGACGCGCACUUCACUCCCUUUGCCUCUCUGCAAGCGCACCAUCCGCCAGAGCAGCUCUCCCCACAGCGGAAGUUAGCACCAGAUGUGCAUCCGCCACUUCCGCCCCCUCCGCAAGCGCACCCCGCGCCUGAGCAGUGCUCCCCGCAGCUGCAGUUUGCGCCGGAGCAGCCUUCUCCGCAGCAGCAGCUCGCGCCAGAGGCGUAA